GGUUUCUCCAGUUUUAUAAUAUAUGAUAUAAAGCAUAAGUUGGGUACUUCUCCAAUCCCCACGAAGAGAGGAAGCAUAGCUUUGCCGAAAGUUUACUGCAGCGAUGUGAACCAGGCUGGAUCUGCCCUAUGAAAUGGAGUGGCGUAAAAGUGCACCAGUGACCAUAUGAAGGCUGCAAUUUGGGACUUUAACCUUAGAAGGGCAGUGGAUUUUUGAGUUUUCAGUAUGAAAGCUAAACCGCUUCCAAGAUGCUUGAAAUAAUAGGAAAAGGAGUGCCCUAAAACGGCUGAAUCUUUUCACUCAAAACAUAUAGCUGAAGAAGCUCACGCCGUCCAAGCUGCUCCUCCCAUGGCCUCCAGACGAUUGAGGGCAUUCAAGAGGUGGAUGAAAUCCCAAGGAAUCAAAUUCAGCGAUGCAAUUGAGUUUACAGACUGCCCAGAACAAGGGCUUUCAGUGCGAGCCUUGUGUGAUUUAAAGGAAGGUGAUGUGGUCGCCCAAAUACCAAAGGCUGCUUGCCUCACUAUCAAGACCAGUGGGGCUCGCGAAAUGAUUGAGGCUGCUGGUUUGGAUGGUUCUUUAGGUCUGUCUGUGGCUUUGAUGUACGAAAAGAGCUUGGGUCAGGACUCUCCUUGGGCUGGUUACCUUCAGCUUUUGCCGAGUCAAGAGUGCUUGCCUUUGGUUUGGACUCUGGAGGAGGUGGAUUCUUUACUCUGUGGGACUGAGCUACAUGAGACAGUUAAGGAAGAUCAAGCUCUUCUUUAUGAGGAUUGGAAAGAAAAUAUUCUUCCCAUAGUAUAUUCGGCACCUCUAAAGCUUUCUCCAAGCUCAUUUAGUGUUGAAGAAUACUUUGCUGCAAAAAGUCUUACUACUUCUCGGUCUUUCGAGAUAGAUGAAUACCAUGGGUCUGGGAUGGUUCCUUUGGCAGAUCUCUUUAAUCACAAGACUGGAGCAGAAGAUGUACACUUCACCUCUCAUCAAGAAUCUGAUGAUGAUGCUGACAGUGACAACACUGAUAAUAGCAAAUUAAGCAAAAUUUCUGGCCAGAAUAAGAAAGCGUUUGGUGCAGCUUGCACUGGUGAAAAUUUGUACUUUCACGGUGAUUCAGAGAGCUCGUCAGUUUUUGGAGAUGAUCCUGUGAUGCUGGAAAUGAUUAUGGUGAGAGAUGUCAUAUCAGGUGUUGAGGUUUUUAACACUUAUGGGUCACUCGGCAAUGCUGCUUUGCUUCACAGAUAUGGAUUUACAGAGCCUAAUAAUCCAUUUGAUAUAGUGAACAUCGAUUUGGAAUUGGUUCUCAAGUGGGGUUGUUCUUUGUUUUCUAAUCGUCACUGCAGAGCCAGGUUGUCCCUUUGGAGAAGAUUAGAUUACUCUGGAUGUGUAAGCGAGAACUCUGAAUAUUUUGAGAUCACAUUUGAUGGGGAACCCCAAACGGAGCUUCUGACUUUAUUAUACAUAAUGUUAUUGCCAGAGGAUGCAUGUCAUAAGUUGGAUAUUAGCAUCUGCACGGCAGAUAAGGUUAAUGGAUGCGUAGGCAUAAUCUUAUCAGAAAAGCACGACAUUGCAUGGGACAGAAGUUCAGAAAUAAGCAAGGAUCUGUUGCUGACAGAAAAGGUUUGCAGUGCCCUCUUGGCGCUUGCCGACAUUCGUGAGAGUUGUUAUGGUUCAAAGUCGAUAAAUGACGAUAUAGAAGCUCUAAAGAGAUGUUGCAUGAAAGAAAGAAAACUGUAUCAUUCUUUGGUGCUGCGUAUAAGCGAGAGGACAAUCCUUGAGAAGCUUAGGACUUAUGCUACCGUAGGAGCUCAAACAUUUCAAACAGCAAAGAAAAAGAGAAUGAAGAGGUGGUAGGUGUGAUUUAAUUGAUCAUUUGGGAUCGGAACUUUGGGAUAUUUUAAGCAUGGACGGUCUCGACAUGUUUGUUACUUAGGUAGGAAGGAUGGGUUUGGUUUAUUGGUGGGUCCUUUGGGGCCCCUGCCACGGCUUCAAUGCUACUUACCAUUGAAAUUUUCAGAAGUAUAGAUGUCUCUGUAAAACCAUUUUUCAGUUGUGAACGUACGGGAAGGAGAUGACUCUGACGUAAUUGCCAACGUAUGCCUUGCUCAAUUGGAUUGAUAAGCUUGCGCAUGCGAGGCGGGCACACAACUGCUACUUUAUCAUUUCGGAAAGUGCCCCCACUUUUUCUAUAUUCACUCUCUCGGUAUUCCAUUUUUCACAAAUUCAAUUAAGUGCCACUGUUACCCCUCUUCAAGCGGAAAGCUUAAUAAAUGGAGAAACCGCCUCUUUUUAAGCAAAAUUAGGUGAGAGAGCAACCACUGGAUCAAAACUUUAGUGAUAAAAAAAAGAAAUUAUUCUCAUAGCUAACAAA
Messenger RNA from Theobroma umbraticum, 2359 nucleotides. RefSeq names its product SET domain-containing protein. NCBI's taxonomy places the organism in Eukaryota, Viridiplantae, Streptophyta, Magnoliopsida, Malvales, Malvaceae. Gene Ontology annotation, biological process: peptidyl-lysine monomethylation. Gene Ontology annotation, cellular component: nucleus. Gene Ontology annotation, molecular function: protein-lysine N-methyltransferase activity; protein binding. The record is from RefSeq and is a predicted model, not a curated record.